AGGAGAGGCUUCAUGUAGCAUUUCGAAGAUGCUUGCUUGGUAUGCGAGCUGCUUCAGCUACCUGUUUCCAAAGUCAAUUUUGCGUUUCGUGGAGUCAUUGUGCAAAGAGUUUAGAGCCCACUACGGAGUCAGCUUGUAGGAACUGGAAUGAUUCAGGGACGACAAAGAAGUGUGAGAGCCCGUUGUGAGACCCUCUAGCUUGGCUGUUCUGACUGGGUUUCUUGGAUGUUUGUAUGGAUGUAUUUACUUUAACUGCGUGGAGAAUUAAAGUCCUGGUCUGAUGGAAAAACGAGAGAGAAAGCAGGGAUAUUUCGACAGGCUGAAAAGGAGAAAGCAGCUCAAGUCGAGUCAACCAGAAAAAAGCCCGAAUGAGCAGAGCCGGGCAAUCAUCUCCUCCAGUGAAACCAAUCCCAACAAGAAGACGGAUCUACAGAGAGUAACAUCUAAACCGCCUUCAGGUUUGGGAGAUGGCUGUAAAAGGAACAAAAUGGAGAGGAAACAGCCUCCAGGGACGGUGGAGUUCAUUGUGGGACCUGAUGACUCCAUCAACAGCAUUGCACUUAAGUUCAACAUCACACCAAACAAGCUGGUCCAGCUGAACAAGCUCUUCGCCCGCAGCGUCUACCCUGGCCAGAAGCUGUUCGUCCCCGAUGUGAGCCAGUCAGAAACUGACCCAAAGUCUCCAACUCCUUCUGACGCCUCCUUCACUAAUGGUGUCUCUGCGAAGCCGUUACAUGAUUGCACUCAAAGCUGCACGUCAGCAAAGUCCAUCCGUUGGGUGUUCUCACCAGGUUCUGAGGAUGAGAGCCCGGCAACGGUUAAGUUCAUAAAGAUGAGCUGCAAGUACUUCACUGAUGGCAUGGGCGUCGUUGGGGGCGUGUUAAUUGUGACGCCCAACAACAUCAUGUUCGACCCCCAUAAGUCGGACCCCUUGGUGAUUGAGAACGGCUGCGAGGAGUACGGCCUCAUCUGCCCCAUGGAGGAGGUGGUCUCCGUUGCGCUGUACGACGAUGUGUCGCGCAUGAAGCUCAAAGACGCUUUGCCAUCAGAUCUACCCCAGGAUCUGUGUCCUGUCUACAGGCCUGGCGAGUGGGAGCAGCUGCCAUCGGAGCAGGAGCUGAACCCGUUCAGUCGGUACGAGGCUCUGGUUCCAAAACAACCAAUAGUUUUGGAUGACAUUGAAUCUACACUUUCCGAAAGUGUGAGUAUGGAGGGUGAGCAGACAGAGAAGUCUCCAUCAGAUGAGGGAUUUACCGAGCUGGAGCCUACUGUCAACGGGAGCACUGAGGAGACAGAGGGGACCUCCUCAACAACACUCUGGAGAGACAAUUAUGAACAUGAAGAAACAAGCUGUAUAAGCCAGCAAGAGUCUCAAUACUGUUCAAUGCUCAGUCAAGCUAAAGGGAGUCUGGAUGAAGAGGAGGAAGGUGUUGCUCAGAACAGCUCCAUUGAGGAAGGAGAGUCAGUACAAUCUGCCUUAGAGACUGAGAAACAGGGUAGCUUGCUGAAUAAACCUAUGAGCCUGCAGGUAAUCGAAACCAAAGAUGUAAACUCUGAAGGGCCCGAAGAGCUGCUAAAUAGUCUAGAUGGUAAAACACUCAGGAGGCUGAGUCUUCAGGAGUCUACAGACAUUCAGGGGAGGUCAGGUCUGGGGAGACAAAACCCCGACAGACCAGCAGGUGGCGAUGGAGUCACUGAGGAGGAGAGACAAAAGAAGAACCAGGAAUCAGAGAUGAGUUCCUGGCUGUUGAAGAGGAUACAGGCUCCAAUUGAAGACAUGCUUUUUUCAUCGGAGGAGAAGAGCAAAAAUCCACCCAUGUUCCUGUGCUUCAAGGUUGGGAAGCCAAUGAGGAAGUCCUUUGCCAUCGGCAUGACCUCCAGUCCCACCCCCCCCCUCAAGGGCCGGGAGACACAGCCAGAAUACUGGUUUGCUGUUCCACAGGAGAGGGUGAACGAUCUGUACUCCUUUUUCGUCCAGUGGUCUCCUGAUGUGUACGGGAAGGAAGCCCGUGAGCAGGGCUUUGUUUUGGUGGAGAAAGACGAGCUGGACAUGAUCGACAACUUCUUCAGUGACCCUGCGUCUUGCAGCUGGGAGAUCAUUACCAUUGACGAGGCCAAGCGUAGGCAGAGUUUUAGCAGCUGUGACAGAGACUCCUCACUUGAUGCCCUGCCUAUGCUUAUGGAUACCAGUGAUCUGCUACAAGACACACACAUUGAGAAGCUUUCCUGCCGCCUGCCAGCCCGUGUGCAGGGCUAUCUGUGGAGACAGGCCUACAGCACUGUAAAACAUGGCACCAGUCUGAAGACUCUGUACAGGAACCUGGCAGAUGUGGACAGUCCUGUCCUGCUGGUCAUCAAAGACAUGGAUCACCAAAUAUUUGGAGCUUUUUCAACACAUCCCUUUAGAGUCAGUGAACAUUUUUAUGGCACUGGAGAGACUUUCCUUUAUAGCUUCUGCCCUGAAAUCAAGGUGUACCGCUGGACGGGGGAGAAUUCUUACUUUGUGAAAGGCAACACGGACUCUCUGCAGAUGGGAGGAGGAGGCGGCCAUCUGGGUCUUUGGCUGGAUGGGGAGCUGUAUCGAGGCACCACUACCAAAUGCGCUACCUUCAACAAUCAGCCACUUUCCACCCAGCAGGACUUCAACAUCCACAGUCUGGAGGUGUGGACCUUUGAGUAGCCUCAUCUGCUCAAGCUUCAAAUAUAUCCAUGCAUCUCGAGUCAUUAAAAAAACACUCCCAAGUCUAUUAUGCAUCACUUGGAGGCAGGCCUAGCCCCUUAUGAAUGAUAUGGAGAGUUCUGUGAUACAGAAGCAGAUAGAGAAGUUGAGACAUCUGUGUCCUGCAGGGAGCAUACUGUCGAGUUUACAUCCGGUUCAGUAUACGUCUAUUUAAAGGUGGAAGUUAAAUUUGAUAAAAUGCCCUUGGCUCAUCUGCUGCCUUACAGAUAAAACAGUGGCUCCAGCUUCCUCAGCGAGAAGACCACCUUACCACCAUGAGCUUAGAGAGAGAUGAGAGGGAAGCUGCUUUUUGACUCUGUGGCUGAAACCUAAAAAGGCCAAAAUGCUCACUUUAAUGUUCACAUUAUUCCCCAAAACACCAGAGGAAGGUCCAUGUGGUGAAACAGUCUGAGAACACUAUGGGGUUAUCCUUACAGAAAUAAUAACGUGUUGACAAUACCUGUUUGUUUGGCAAUGUACAAAUUAGUGUACGGAAGACAUUUGGAAUGUUAAUCUUUUUUUAUCGCCACAGUUGGCUUAAAACCCGACCGAAAGUGAAAAUUGCCUGGGUUAAUUCUAGACUCUUCACCAUCAAAUAAUUCAGAUGUUUACAUCAGAACCAGUCACUUCCCCUUUGACAUUUUCUCUUGUGAUGAGUCUGAAAUGGCAUGAAUGAGAUGCAUUUCACUCUCAAAUAAGCAAACAUAAUCCAAAACAACUGCUAGAGCCAGAAAUAAGUUUGCAAUGACCAAAUACUUCACGUUUUGUUAAUGUCCUUGUAUUUUAUAAGAGUAUUUUUUAUUUUUAUAUUCUUUCUUUAACAAGAAAACUGCUCCUUUUUUAGUUUAGUUUUUUUUUUUUUUUUUUUUACAAUACUUCAUCUUUGUUGUUUGGUAAUUUUUAUGUUUGAGUUUUUUGUUGUUUUUUUUUUUGGUCAUUGUUGAGCCAGUUUAACAGGAUGCCACUUUGCACUACAGGAUGCAACCAGUGCUGCUAUUGUGGCCCUCGGUAACGAGCAUUACUUUAAUAUUACUAUUAAAUUGUUACGAAUGUAGUUGAAUCUUUAACCAGAGAAGGGAAGCUGCCUGUCCAAACAUGGCUCGCUCUUUUCGUUGGUUAAAAACUGAUGGAGAAGGGAUCACCUGUCAUUGAACUCUGAUAUGGCACUAACUGAACAAUCAAACCUACUAACACGGAAAUGAAACCUGUUUUUUGUAUUUGAUGCAGGCUUGUAGUGCAUGAAUAUGCAGUACGGCUAAAAUCCAGCACCACUACCUGCCAUGCUCUGUUCACUAAUGCCAGUAAAAUGCUUCGUGUGAAAUUAAGCGUUGUUAUUUCAAGCUGGUUGGUGUUGUAACUGUGAAGGCUCCCCAAGUAUUAUUUCUUGUGAAUCCAAGCUGAUCUGUUUUGUGAUGUCACUAAGAAGCUAUUUAUUUAUUGUGUUGUUAUUGCCACCACAUUUAAACCUAAAUAAAUGUUAAACAUAACACAAAUAUAA
Messenger RNA from Girardinichthys multiradiatus, 4217 nucleotides. RefSeq names its product nuclear receptor coactivator 7 (gene ncoa7b). NCBI's taxonomy places the organism in Eukaryota, Metazoa, Chordata, Actinopteri, Cyprinodontiformes, Goodeidae. Bases 281 to 2680 code for a protein of 799 amino acids. The transcript is spliced from 17 exons. Gene Ontology annotation, cellular component: nucleus. Gene Ontology annotation, biological process: regulation of transcription by RNA polymerase II; response to oxidative stress. The record is from RefSeq and is a predicted model, not a curated record.